AGCAAUCAACACAUCUACAUCAUGUCUGGAUGCGGAAAGGGAGGCAAGGGACUCGGCAAGGGCGGCGCCAAGCGCCACCGCAAGGUGUUGCGCGACAACAUCCAGGGCAUCACGAAGCCCGCGAUCCGCCGCGUGGCUCGCCGCGGCGGCGUCAAGCGCAUCAGCGGCCUCAUCUACGAGGAGACCCGCGGUGUCCUCAAGGUCUUCCUCGAGAACGUCAUCCGCGACUCCGUCACGUACACGGAGCACGCCCGCCGCAAGACGGUCACGGCCAUGGACGUCGUCUACCCGCUCAAGCGCCAGGGCCGCACGCUCUACGGCUUCGGCGGGUAAAUCUUCCCGCUGAGCCCGGGCGCCUCGACACCAAGACCAAUACCCGCCGGGCCGCCCACUCACACAACCACACCGGUGUUUUCGAACACCACCCUUUUGGAGGAAGACUUUCGCGGGCCGCGGCCGGCGCUUUGGGCAUUCGCUCGCGGCGCGCCUCGCGCUUCGCGCUCGUUCGAUCGGCGGGGUUGCGCUGCUCGUGGGGUUUGAAAGUCGGGUGCGUUAAGAACUAAGCCAU
Molecule: messenger RNA, 568 nt
Organism: Aureococcus anophagefferens
Lineage: Eukaryota; Pelagophyceae; Pelagomonadales; Pelagomonadaceae
Product: nucleosome core particle
Exons: 1
Coding region: 22-333 (103 amino acids)
Biological process (GO): nucleosome assembly
Cellular component (GO): nucleosome
Molecular function (GO): structural constituent of chromatin; DNA binding; protein heterodimerization activity
Source: RefSeq, a predicted model, not a curated record